Molecule: messenger RNA, 1407 nt
Organism: Ipomoea triloba (trilobed morning glory)
Lineage: Eukaryota; Viridiplantae; Streptophyta; Magnoliopsida; Solanales; Convolvulaceae
Product: protein SLOW GREEN 1, chloroplastic
Exons: 1
Coding region: 136-1086 (316 amino acids)
Molecular function (GO): protein binding
Source: RefSeq, a predicted model, not a curated record
UUAUCGGAUAGCCACCAACAACGAACUCAAACUUUUCACCUAAAACCCUACAAAUAAUUUGUGUCUUCCGCCUCACACUCACACACCAUUUCUUCUUCUUCUUCUUCCUCUCUCCCUCUGCAAAACUCACAAGCCAUGGAGUUGUCUUUAGGCGCUUCUUCAUCCACAUUCCAUUUCCCUAAAACCGUCCAGAAACCUCACUCCAUAUCCCGCCUUUCCGCGCCUUGCAGCAAUAACAAGAGGUUCACCAUCAGAGCUUCCGCGAGUUCUAAUCAGAAUCCGUUGAUUGCGACUCUCAAAUCCGCAGGAAUCGCGGCGGUUUUCGCCGCCGUCACGUUCGGGAAGUUGUCGUCAAUGCCGCUCGCGAGAGCCGAGGCGCAGGCCCCGGCUGUCGUGGAAGAGGAGCAGCAAGAGGUUGUUGAGGAAUUGGAGGAGAAAGAGGAUUCGCCGCUGAAUCAGUUCCUGGAAUCGAGUCCCGAGGCCGUUGAAUCCCUAAAAGCGCUCCUCCAGGAGAAGGUGGAGGCCGGGGAGGACGAGGAGAGCCUCAAAUUGCUCAACAAAUUGGCCGCCGCCCAGCCGGAGAACACGGAGUGGAAGUUCAUGAUUGCCAGGCUGUACCACAAGAUGGGGAAGGUCCAGGAAUCUAGAGCCGUUUUCGAGGAGGUUUUGUCCGGCAAUCCGCUCUCAUUCGAGGCUUUGUUUGAGAAUGCAUUGCUAAUGGACAGGAGUGGAGAGGGGGAGAAGGUGCUUGAGAGGUUAGAGGAAGCACUGAAGAUGGCUGAGGAGGAGACUAGGGCCAAGGAAGCUAGGGAUGUUAAGUUGAUUAUGGCACAGAUGAAGUUCUUGCAGAAGAAUGUGGAGGGGGCAUUGAGGAGCUAUGAUGAACUUUUGAGUGAGGACCCUAGUGAUUUUAGGCCAUACUUCUGUAAAGGGGUGAUUUACAGUUUGCUCGAUAGGAAUGAAGAGGCUAGAGAGCAAUUCGCCAAGUAUCGGGAGCUUUCUCCCAAGAAAUUUGAGGUGGAAGGCUACUUGAGGUCUCCAUUGUCGCGGAUGAAGCUUUUUGGGAUGGAUGAGGAGGGGAAAUGAAUCUGCAUUUGAGCACCAUUGCAGCAAUUGCCCUUUUUUCGGGGUAAGAAGAAGGCUUAUAUAGAUAGUUAUUAGUUAAUAACCUGGCAUAGUCCUAAAGAUCAACUUUUGAUUACUUAAAUAUGAGUAAGAGUUUUAUAAGAAAGUGAUAGAGUAGAUACUAUCAUCAUCGAAAAAUGAUACUUACUUGAAUGUGUCUCAUUUCAGAAUGUACUUGGAUGAAUCCUGCAUUUCUGACAAUAAAUGUUAUUGACUUGAACAAUAUCUGUCUAUUUUGAUAAUUCUUUGAUCAAGGUUAAGAACUCUUCAAAUUUUCUUGGA